Molecule: messenger RNA, 885 nt
Organism: Myxocyprinus asiaticus (Chinese sucker)
Lineage: Eukaryota; Metazoa; Chordata; Actinopteri; Cypriniformes; Catostomidae
Gene: bet1
Product: Bet1 golgi vesicular membrane trafficking protein
Exons: 4
Coding region: 156-497 (113 amino acids)
Biological process (GO): endoplasmic reticulum to Golgi vesicle-mediated transport; vesicle fusion with Golgi apparatus
Cellular component (GO): Golgi trans cisterna; SNARE complex
Molecular function (GO): SNAP receptor activity
Source: RefSeq, a predicted model, not a curated record
GCUUCCGUAGGAUGUCGUGGCUCUUGUGGAGUACGAAGGCGAAAGUACAGCGACUCUAAAUUGAAGGAUAAGCAGACAGACAUUUGUUUUAUUACGCUUAAAUUGCGGUGGUCGUAUAUCCUAACCAUAUUGUUAAAAAGUUUCCUGGGUUGAUAAUGAGGCGUGCAGGUUUGGGUGAGGGGGGCCCUCAAGGGAAUUACGUUGCAAGCGGAUACAGCGUGUACGAGGAGGAGAAUGAACAUCUGCAGGAGGGACUGAGAGCUAAAGUACACGCACUCAAACAUCUAUCAAUUGACAUCGGAAAUGAAGUCAAGAACCAGAAUAAAAUGUUGGGAGAAAUGGACUCAGACUUUGACUCAACUGGAGGUCUUUUGGGAGCCACCAUGGGUAGAUUGAAGCUCCUUGCCAGAGGAAGCCAAACCAAGGUGUAUUGCUACAUGCUGCUCUUUGCCCUGUUUGUUUUUGUUGUCCUGUACUGGGUGAUUAAACUGAGGUGAUCUCAGAACUGAUGAGAUACAGGACCUUGAGGAUCUUUCUUCCUUACGUGCCAUGCUCAUUUGGGCCGGAGGAUGAGAAUCUUUUGCAGUGAUGACGACUGAGAUAAUUAAGGAGUGUGAGGGUGCUUUCCAUUGGACAAUAGACAGAACUAUUGAGAGACAAUACGCAAUAUGGCAUAAACCUGUCCUAACCCACCAAAAUUAGUGACACCCUAUUGUAAGGAUAAUACAAAGGUAACUUGACGAAUACUGUUGAAGAAAAUGGCAUAAUUGAUAUUCUGCAUCCCUUCUCAUUUUAUUUAGUUAUAAUGGCCUGUGUUUAAUGGGGUUACUUACCUACAAGUUUGUGCUCAUACAGUUUUAAUAAAUUAAAAGGCUAUUUCAACCA